AUGGAUCGCGAGCAUUCGCCCGGAGCGUUUUCGCGCAUGCCUGUUGCUAAGUCCGGGCUCGCCGCCGCUUCCUUAGCCGCCGCCUUCAAGCUGGACGAGGGCUAUUCAGACGACACUCGCAGCCAGCCUGAAAAUGAAGCAAAUGCCCCCCAGAGCGAAGCUAUGCUAUUGCCCCCCUAUAUUUUCUCCCACAGUGAAGCCGAGAGAGCAGAACUUGCCUUCACCAUCCUCCGCAGUCUACGAACAAGCACAAUUGCCUCGGUCGUCGAGCGACUCACACCGCGGCUUCAUAUGGACCCCGUUCUCAAACUUCCGCCUGAAAUUACCGCGGAAAUAUUCGCCUACCUGGACCCGUCCACGCUGCUGACCGCGUCCUUAGCCUCACGUGCCUGGAGAGAUCGUAUAUUCGAUUCGCGUCUGUGGAGAGAGAUAUAUACCAGAGAGGGAUGGAGGCUGGACAUCGAUGCCAUUCGCCAAUAUGAGCAAUUACACUCGGAACCCUUAACCUCACAGAGUCGCAAAUCACGGGCUAGACACGACGAUUCCGAUGUCCCUCAACCGCAACUCAAGAGACGUGUCACUGAAGCAGGUAUCGGUCCGCGAGGUCUUAUGAGCCAGGAAUCUCAGCCGAAUCCGCCAUGGAAUGAGCAGCAUCAAUCUGUGGAAGCGGACGUUCCAGGGUCACCGCAGGAUGCAGAAGGUGAUAGAGAAAUGCGCGACAUUUACUCGGAUAGUCUUUCCUCUCCGUCAGCCGAACGACGACCUGGGCUUGACGGACUAUUAUCGUCUAUGCCGUCGCCUCCUAGCGCAAAACCAUCAUCGCUGCUGAUCAGAUCACCGAAUGGAUCCGCUAGGAUUAACUGGCCACAUCUUUAUAAGCAACGAAGGCACCUAGAGGACAACUGGCUAAAAGGUCGCUUUGUGAAUUUUCAGCUUCCUCAUCCUGCUCACAUAGAAGAAGCCCACACAGAGUGCGUCUAUGCCAUUCAGUUUUCAGGCCGGUGGCUUGUAAGUGGCAGCCGUGACAGGACAGUUCGCGUUUGGAAUCUAGAUACGAGACGUCUAUGGUACGCCCCUCUCCAAGGACAUAAUACUUCCGUGCUGUGUCUGCAGUUUGAUCCAAGUCCGGAGGAAGAUUUGAUUAUAUCAGGGGGCAGCGAUAGAAAUGUCAUCAUCUGGAAAUUCUCCACAGGCCAAAAAAUUCGCGAAUUGAUUAAUGCGCAUCAGGAUUCGGUCUUGAAUCUCAAAUUUGACAAGAGAUACCUCGUGACGUGUUCUAAGGACAAACUCAUCAAGAUUUGGAACCGCCGUGAACUCAGUCCUAUGGAUAAGGACUAUCCUACCAUAUUCAGAGGUCCCGCCGUCAAAUAUCCUUCCUACAUCAUCGAUACGGCUAGUAUUCCACCUUCGCUUCUAGAAGCCGAGCUAGCAAAUCGCCACAUAAAAUCUUUGGAGCCAUUCAGUCUCCUUAUGACAUUGGACGGCCACGGAGCAGCAGUCAACGCCAUUCAGAUCAAUGAUGAUGAGAUUGUUUCCGCCUCAGGCGAUCGAUUGAUCAAGGUUUGGAACAUCCAUAACGGAGCUUGUUUGAAGACCUUGAUGGGCCACACGAAGGGCAUUGCAUGUGUUCAAUUUGAUAGCCAGCGUAUUGUGAGCGGGAGCAACGAUGACUCGGUGCGGAUCUUCGACCAUAUUUCCGGGGCCGAAGUCGCUUGCUUGGAGGGCCAUAACAACUUGGUACGCACCGUUCAAGCAGGCUUUGGUGACCCUCCUGGAGCUGAAGAGGCUCUCAGACUUGAAGCCUUGGCAGUGGACAAUGACUACUGGGAUGCACAGCGCUCUGGUAGAGUUCCUGAUAUGCAACGGCGCAUUUCUCGACGGGCAAUUGGUGGUCGGAAUGCUGGUUCUAGAAAUCCCAGAGAUGUAAUGGCCCUAGGUGCCCGAAUCCCACCAGGUGGAGGUGGUAGCAGGUGGGCAAGAAUUGUUUCGGGCUCAUAUGACGAAACCGUCAUCAUCUGGCGGAAAGACCGUGACGGCAAGUGGCUCGCUGGUCAUCGACUUCGUCAAGCCGAUGCGGUGAUCAAUGCAACUGCAACGGCUCUAGGCCGUAGUGGACGUGAUGCACCCAACCGGGUGUUGAUGCGAGCAGUUCACAACCAACAGGCUAUCAAUCCACCCAUGGCACCUCAACAACCUCAUCCCAAUAAUCAACCUAUCAAUGUGACCAACAACCACCAAGGAAAUGGCAAUGCAAACCCAGCAUCACCAGUAACAGCACCUCAGCCCCCAACACAACCUCAAGCCAAUCAGCCAGCGCCUCCAAACAACAACCACGUUCCAAACCCACUGGCAGUUCUUCAGCAGGCACACGUAUUAAAUGCACUAGUUGCUCAACAGCCCGGAGCUCAUGCCCACCCCCAUCAAGGCCACCGCCACCUUGGCAAUCCACCGGCCUCGAGAGUAUAUAAGCUUCAAUUCGAUGCACGCAAAAUCAUCUGCGCUAGUCAAGAUCCACGAAUUGUGGGUUGGGAUUUUGCCGCAGGUGACGAAGACAUUAUGGAAGCAUCGCAGUUUUUCAUUGGGCUAUAA
Talaromyces proteolyticus is the source of this 2589-nucleotide messenger RNA. RefSeq names its product F-box and WD domain protein. The record is from RefSeq and is a predicted model, not a curated record. Lineage: Eukaryota; Fungi; Ascomycota; Eurotiomycetes; Eurotiales; Trichocomaceae. The transcript is spliced from 2 exons. Bases 1 to 2589 code for a protein of 862 amino acids. Gene Ontology annotation, molecular function: protein binding.